Molecule: messenger RNA, 351 nt
Organism: Naegleria lovaniensis
Lineage: Eukaryota; Heterolobosea; Eutetramitea; Acrasida; Naegleriidae
Exons: 1
Coding region: 1-351 (116 amino acids)
Source: RefSeq, a predicted model, not a curated record
AUGGGCGUAUUUUCUUUUGCUUUGGGAAUCGCUAUCGGAGGCUAUUGGACGAAGAAGAUGAUAAUGAGACAACUUGGGCAAGAAUGGACGCCCGUUAAAUCAAGCUUGCAACGAUUUGGGGUUUGGUCUUCCGAUGAUGACGAUGAUUCAAUCAGCAUUGAUCCAUCUCUCCAAUCAGAAAACAAGAAUAUUCAACAAGACGUAAUUACAAAGCAGCGUGUUCACGACAUGGAUGACUCCGAUAAUCAAAACUUACUUUCACUCUCUAGAGACUUUAUUACCAAACUCCAAUCACGACAGAAUUUUAUGCUUUUGGAAGCUCAAGAAAAAUCUACAAAACCUGAGCGAUAA